AUGAUAUUCGACUGCAGUUUAUCCAAAAUGUUUUGGCUGAACCUGUCAAUAUUUGUCAUGACGAUGGGCGAGUGGUGGAUUUACCGGGAAGUAGUGUCGGCGGCCGAGGUGCAGAUCGCCGGACAAGACGAUCCGUUGUUCGACCACGGCGGCUCGGCGGACGACCGGUCAGAUGAUUUGCAAUACCUCCAACAACGGCUGAACGAAAUAAUGGCCGGCUCGUCCACCGGACCGCGGCCGACCGUCAGUCACGCGCUGGGCUCGACACAGAAAGCUGUGCCUUGGCGGUCCGGGCUGUCCGGCGGCUUUUUCAACCAACACCAUAGGCCAAACGCCGUCGGUAAAAGGCUCGCGGCUCGCCGUCGGGUCACGCACCAUCCGAAAGACAUCGCGGCCGACCGCGACGACAAGCCGAAAAACGUGACCAGCAACGAUUACAUCGACGGCGGUGGUGGUCCGGACGCCGCGAAGUCCACCGUGGCCGCCGCCCUCGCCCCCGCCCCCGCCGCUCGAAUCCUGUUCGGCACCGAAGACGAGUGCGUGUCGGCCAACCAAGGACGGGCUUGCGUGUGUUACAUGACCGACUUUUUGGACCUGGUCGGCCAACGUUUGGACGAGGCGGACGACGACGACUCGACAGCCGCGUUGAGUUGUCGGUCGUUCAAACCCGUCCCGACCGUGUUUGUCGUUUAUCCGGCCACCGCGGCCGACGGCGACGGGACGACUGCAGCAGCUGCGACCAAUGCCGCCUCCGCGCCCCCGAACGUUUCGGCUGACGUGAUGGUCGGGCGAAACGGCGGCAAAAGCGGCGGCGGCCGAAACCGCAGUGGCGUUGGCGACGGCGACCAGAAGGCCGCUCCCACGUGGAAAGAAGUAGAUUUCGACGACGUCGUCAAUUACCGACUGAACAAGUCUUCGGACGAUUAUUAUGCAGUGCAGUAUAGCCUGGUCGGAAGCGAUGCCAAAGUUAAAUGUCUGAUCAAUGGCAAUGGAACAACAAUAAGUGCGUUCAAAUGGGACUUUAAAAAGGGCAAACAUAAAACUAAUUCAACAGUCACCGGUACAGAUACAAGUAUCUUAUUAAUAUUGGGCUUGGAACCUGGAGACAGUAAAAAUUACACUUGCAUACCAACAAUAGAUGUGGUCGGAAAUUCUAAAAAUGGCACUUCCUACAAGCAUUACGUUGUAGCCGUCGAAAAAGCCAUUUAUGAGAUUCGCGGCUCAGCGGUUUACAAAACUAGCGGUGGCGGCGCUUGUACGCACGAUGUGACUGUUCUCGUGCAAAAGCAGUUACCCAGUUCCAUGCGUACCGAACUGUGUCCCGAGGGAUCGUCGCGGUACGCGUGCAAUGUGAUCGUCGAAAAACCAAAGUGUUCCGAAGACGAAAGAACGAUGGAAGUAAAAUAUUUGGUAACGUUGAACGAUAAAGCCAAUUAUUUAGCUCGGAUUAGAACUAGCAAGAAAGGUCGAAUCGCCCUGCGCUACCAAAAAUUACUGGCGAGAAUAUCCAGUAUCUUGGCUUCAAACCUUAACAAAACGUUGACGGUUCCAAUUAUGUCCAAGUUUUCGUUGAUAGACACAAAUUUUGAACCUGACCAUAGCCGAAUGCAUUUGAAAAAUUUUGUUUCCUGUACACCGGGUUUUGGUAUUCUGGAGGUAUUUUGCGCUGCUUGUCCGCCACACCAUUAUAGUCCAGAUAAGUCGAUUCAAUGUUUGAAAUGUGCCAAGGGUUUCCAUCAGCCGAUCGCAGGAUCAGAGAAAUGCGUCAAGUGUCGAAAUAUUUUUUCCAGCGGUUGCUAUAUGAAAGAAGUUUCACCAACAGUAUAUUAUGUUACGGGUUUAAUCUGUUUAUUGGUAUGUUCAAUUCUCGCAAUUUCCUGUGCAUGUUGUUGCCGCGAAGAGAACGAGAAAAACAUAAAGAUAAUACCAAGAAAAUUUAGAAAAAAAUUUAAGAAAACUAAAAAGUACAGUUUGCUGUCUUCUUCUCAAAUGGAAGAUACAGCAGACAGUAGUAGCGUUAUAAACAAAAGCUAUGGUAAAUUUAAAAACUUGUUGAAGUUUAAGAAAAAAUCGAAAUCUAAAAAAUUUGAUUCAAAAAUAACAUUCAAUAACGUACACGAAAAAUUUGGUCAACGAAUUCAGAAUAAUCACAUUACCGAAGAAAAUAGUACGACAAAUUAAUUUCUCAUUUUUGUAAAAAGUUUGUAUAAUUAUUUGAUAUAGGUAUCUUAUCCCUAUU
Messenger RNA from Melanaphis sacchari, 2239 nucleotides. RefSeq lists its product as uncharacterized. The transcript has 8 exons. NCBI's taxonomy places the organism in Eukaryota, Metazoa, Arthropoda, Insecta, Hemiptera, Aphididae. The record is from RefSeq and is a predicted model, not a curated record. Bases 1 to 2181 code for a protein of 726 amino acids.